Molecule: messenger RNA, 4934 nt
Organism: Aethalodelphis obliquidens (Pacific white-sided dolphin)
Lineage: Eukaryota; Metazoa; Chordata; Mammalia; Artiodactyla; Delphinidae
Gene: ELOA
Product: elongin A
Exons: 11
Coding region: 118-2442 (774 amino acids)
Biological process (GO): transcription elongation by RNA polymerase II
Cellular component (GO): nucleus; elongin complex
Molecular function (GO): protein binding
Source: RefSeq, a predicted model, not a curated record
GCCCGGAAGGGACCAGUCGCGCUUCCGUCCCCGCGGGGGAGGCACGGAGGGCGGAGCAGCAGCCAGAGGACGCGACGCGAGCCCAGUUCCGGCGAGGAGGCCGCGCCAGUGACAGCGAUGGCGGCGGAGUCGGCGCUCCAAGUUGUGGAGAAGCUGCAGGCGCGCCUGGCCGCGAACCCGGACCCGAAGAAGCUAUUGAAAUAUCUGAAGAAACUCUCCACCUUGCCUAUUACAGUAGACAUUCUUGCGGAGACCGGGGUUGGGAAAACGGUAAAUAGCUUGCGAAAACACGAACAUGUCGGAAGCUUUGCCAAGGACCUAGUGGCCCAGUGGAAGAAGCUGGUUCCUGUGGAACGAAACACUGAGCCUGAUGAACAGGACUUUGAGAAGAGCAAUUCUCGAAAGCGCCCCAGGGAUGCCCUUAAGGAGGGGGAGGGGGAGGGGGACUACCCAGGCAGCUGGAGAGCCUCCGGCAGCCAGUCGUGCAGUCCUGAUAACAGGCAGAAGAAACACAGAAAACUCCCGGAGCUUGACCGGCCUCACAAAGUAUCUCACAGUCAUGAGAGGAGAGACGAGAGAAAGAGGUACCACAGAGCUUCUCCAGUUUACUCUUCAGACCACGAAUCUUCGGACUACGGCCAUGUUCAGUCCCCACUGUCAUCCGCCAGCCCUCAUCAGAUGUCUGUGGACCAUUACAGAUCCCUGGAGGAGGACCACGAGCCCUUUGUUUCACACCAGAAGCCUGGCAAAGGCCACAGUAAUGCCUUUCAGGACAGACUGGGGGUCAGUCAAGAACGACACCUGGGUGAAGCCCAGGGGAAAGAGGUCGUGAGUCAGAGCAAGGAGCACAGAUCUUCCCAUAAAGAAAAACGUCCGGUGAAUUCCAAAGGAGAUGAGAAGUCGUCUCUGAGCAGAGAAAAAUCACACAAGGCCAUCUCCAAAGAGGAAAACCGGCGGAGGCCACCCUCAGGGGACAGUACAAAGGAGAAAGCGCCCUCUAGUGGUGUCAAGAAAGAGAAGGAAAAAGAGGGCAGCACCAAGAAGCUUUUACCCCCCUUGGAGGUGGCAUCAGACAACCACCUUAAAAAGCCAAAAUACAGAGACCCAGAGAAAACCAAAUCAGACAAAAACAAGCAGAGUCUAGAAAGCUUAGACACAGGCAAGGGGGCAGGAGACCUGUUGCCCAAGGCAAAAGAGAAGGUUUCUAACAACCUAAAGGCUCAAGAAGGAAAAGUAAAACCUUCUCAUUUAGAUAGAAAGUCCGUGGGCUCCUUCCUUAAAGCUGAGGAGGCAGACGUGGAUGAUGAAUUCGAGCAGCCCACCAUGUCUUUUGAGUCAUACCUCAGCUAUGACCAGCCCCGGAAGAAAAAGAAAAAGAUCGUGAAAACUUCAACCACGACUCCUGGAGAAAAAGGAUUAAAAAAAAAUGAUUCAAAGAGCACUAGCAAAAACGUGGACUCAGUUCAGAAACUACCUAAGGUGAACGAAAACAAGUCAGAGAAGCUUCAGCCAGCUGGAUCCCAUUCAGCCAAGCUGAAAAAGGUCCCCAGCGAUGUGCUGCCAGUGUUACCAGACCUUCCAUUACCUGUGAUACAGGCCAAUUACCGCCCACUUCCUUCCCUUGAAUUGAUAUCUGCCUUCCAACCAAAGCGAAAAGCACUCUCCUCAUCCCAGGAAGAGGAAGAAGCUGGAUUCACCGGACGAAGAAUGAAUUCCAAGAUGCAGGUCUAUUCUGGUUCCAAGUGUGCCUAUCUCCCCAAAAUGAUGACCUUGCACGAGCAGUGCAUCCGGGUGCUUAAAAACAACAUUGACUCAAUCUUUGAAGUGGGAGGCGUCCCAUAUUCUCUCCUUGAACCUGUUUUGGAGAGGUGUACACCUGAUCAGUUAUAUCGCAUAGAGGAGUACAAUCACGUAUUAAUUGAAGAAACGGAUCAAUUAUGGAAAGUUCAUUGUCACCGAGACUUUAAGGAUGAAAGGCCAGAGGAGUAUGAGUCGUGGCGGGAGAUGUACCUGCGGCUUCAGGAUGCGCGAGAGCAGCGGCUGCGACUCCUCACAAAGAAUAUCCGAUCUGCGCACGCCAAUAAGCCCAAAGGCCGACAAGCAAAAAUGGCCUUUGUCAACUCUGUGGCCAAGCCACCUCGUGAUGUUCGGAGGAGGCAGGAGAAGUUUGGAACAGGAGGUGCAGCUGUGCCUGAGAAAAUCAGGAUCAAGCCGGCGCCGUACCUCUCAGGAAGCAGCCGCUUGGGCAGUGGCGGCAGCAACAGCUUUAACGCCAGCCCCGAGGAGCCAGCCUACGACGGCCCGAGUACCAGCAGUGCGCACUCGGCACCCGUGGUCAGCAGCACUGUUUCCUGUGAUCCUAGGAAACCGACUGUGAAGAAAAUUGCCCCAAUGAUGGCCAAGACGAUUAAAGCGUUCAAGAACAGAUUCUCCCGACGAUAAACUGAGGACUUAGCUUGGAAAUGACUUAGCUUGGAAAUGAAAUUUGCGGGGAGGAAUACGAGGACAGGGUGGGGGGGUUGGGGAAUGGAACUUCCAGAGAAGACCAGGAUCUUUCGCUUCGUGGAGGCUUUUGGUCUCCGAGUCCUGCACAGUCAGCAGGCGUCGUGCCUGUGCCUGUGUCCGCAGCUGCCGCCUCCCUGCCUGGCGAGCACUUCCGAGUUCUGAAGAUGUGAAGCCUCACGCUCACUGAGGAUUUUAAGGUCAAUUGUACCUUUGUUGCUAAUUACCUUCUUUGUAAACUAUAAGACAUAGUUUUAAUUAAUAAAUAUUGCCCCCAGAUCGUAUUUAUAUUACCCCCAGGUUUUUUUUUGUUUUUUGGGGGGUUUUUUUUGUUUUUUUCCGGUCCUCUACCACACACUUAGCCUUUUAUUUUUAGGGUUCUUUGUUAGACAAAAGCCUAUUGAAAGCCUUUCCCCUGUCCCAGUUCAUCUCUCCUGAGCAGACUUUGGCCCAUAGAGAGGACUGGGUGUCCCCAGAACCUGUGUGGCACGUGCUGCACGUAGAGCGAGGAAUGGGUCCUGGGCUGCCUGUCCUGGAGGGGGAGCCCCGGUGUGGUGACAGGAAGCGUUCAGGUCGGACACCCCCCACCUCUGAGACCCUCAAUUGCUUUGAGGUCCUGUGCAGGUGCAUCUCUUUCCUACUCAUUCAGGGAAUUAUUUAUUAAGGGAAGUUCUAGAGUCUUUCCCCCCAUCCUUUUUGCCAGGUCCCACUGUUUUUGAGGCUCACGAGAGGGCACAGAACUCCAGUAUUUUUACAAUUUCCAGUUUCUAAUUCAAAGCUUUAGGGUUUUUUUCCUCCCCUGUUUUUCCUCCUCCCCACUGGCAUGGGCAAGACCCAACCACAUGGCAGGGCUUUCUGUAGGCCCCUGAAUACAACUUUAGAGUUUUAAAAUCCAGCACUGUAAUCUCCUAGUCCCUGUGAAUUGCUACUAGAAGUGAAUGGUUUUAAAAGGUAAUGCUGUGUUGGAAAUUGGUUUUGUUUUUGCCUUUCUUUAAAAGGUAAGAUCAUGUGAUUGAAAGAGCACAACAAUUUGCUAUGUUUUGCAGAGAACUUAGCAGCUUGAAACUCUACUUUUUGAAUCUUUAAACCAGAACUUGGAGGUAAGGGCCAGUUUAAGGAAAGGGUUUGAGCUGUAGCAUCAGGAUGGGGGAGCCACAAGGGCAUCCACCAGUCUUGGGAAGGGAGUAUCUCACUUUCGAGUUGACAUAGGGGGAGAAAUCAGAACUAGGAGGACAGUGUCAGUGUCCUUCUUGGCCGUUGAAGGACACUCAUCUAGUAGGAACCCACUUGGUUGUGACCCAGGUAGAAGUAGAUACUAUAAAUUGGAGAAGCCCAUCCCUAAGAAACCUGAGAAGCAGAUUGAGGGCGUGGUUAGUGUGAUAGCCCAUGGAGCUUGGCAGUUACCAGUCCCUUUGACAAGCUCACUCAAAGCCCAGAAUAUGGAGCCCGCUGUUUUUAACCAUCCUGGAGACCUCAGUUAGGCUAACUCUGAAGACUGCAGAGCGAUGCAGCAAGAAGUCUGUGCAGCAGAAGCAUUGUGUCAGUGUGCGUUGCUGUGCAGGGUACCUGCGGGACACAAGUAUUGCUGUGUUUUAAUUUGCUGUAUUUUUGAAUUGGGUAAAGCGUUCUUUCUCUUGAUUGUUUGUAUUACCAUUCCACCAGUCCCCCGGCCUGCUCCCCAAAUGUGAUAUUAGAAAGCCUCUUAUCUAAAACCAAAUGAGCGUCUGGGUCAGGUGCCAGACACCUGUUGCCUAGAAUAGCUUCCUCUAGGUGUCCACGCCUUGAAUUUGUCUCUUACCUGUGUGUUCAAGUCUUUACCAUUGAAACCAGUUUUUCAUAUUUGAUACAGUUGUGUAUGAUUUAAUUUCCUUUAUUAGGAGUCUUUGGUCAGGGAGGGAAGAAAAGACACAUCGCAACAUCACUGUCCAUCUUUGGAUCACCCCUGUUUGCAUAGAGCCAGAUCUUUCCCUCUCCCCCUCCAAGACUGUCUGCAUCAGGGAUGUGACUUGGUGAGAAGAGGGAAGAGGAAAAACUGAGUUUCUAAGCUACCGCCUCUCCUGGGUUAUUGAAAUGCCUGCAGAGCAGACACAGGAUGAUGUUGAACCUUUGGUCUCAUUUGUGAAAACUUGUGCAAUUUUUUUUUUUCUGUGCUACACUACAUACAAAUCACCGAACUGCAAAUGAACUUAACCUUUGUGAUCCUUGGUGUAAUGAGCAGUUUCUUUGGGGCUUUUCCUUUCUUUCCGGGAAGUGGGAGGGAAAGGAGCAAGGUAUUAUCUUGCUCUUCAUUUGUAUUUUGGUCCCAAAAUGUAAAUACAAUUUUCUAUGUUACUUUUUUGUGGUAACUACCAAGAUGAAUAUUUUAAUUAGAUAAGUUAUAUGAAAAGGAAGGAAAAUUCCAUGUCUAAAUUAAAAAAAAAACAAAAACACCA